GCACAAAAGACACCUCAAUGCAGUCGCCUUUAACAGGAUACAGGUCCCUAUAAACAGCUGACAGAUUAGAAGAAACUCGAGCCCGAGUCAAGAUCGAGACAGAAAGCGGGGCGAAGACACGAGGUGACGAAGGUGCCAUCGCGUCGCAGCUUCCUCCGAACAACAUGCUCCGCACUUGACGAUACCCUAGGAUGAUUUUCGUGAACGAUGAUGAAAGGCCAGUCUGGAAGGCUCGAUUUCGUCACUCCAUUGGACCUGCCAAAACAGCCUCCAGGCUUGGACAUUGUAAGUUUGAGAUUCACGUGUAGCCGUCGAGGCUGUGGACAAAACAAAACCUCAUCGACGAGCACGCUUCACGCAUUCCAGUCAUCGUCAUCUCUGCAUCUCAAAAUUUUCUCUUUGCUGCCUUCGACAACCCGUCAUUGCAUCUGAUUCACUGCUCGACUGUCUUGCCCUUGUGUUCAAAUACUUGGAUUGAAGCAUGGAAGAAGCUCACAAGGUGCACUCGCAAUCUCCCCUCUACAGCGACGAAAAGGCACAAUCACCACGCAAAAUCUCGUCGUUUCGUCGACACAGAUACCGCACACUCGGCGCUGUGGCGACCACUAUUGCUAUACUAGGCAUCACCCUUGGUGUAGGGCUCGGUGUUGGACUCACCAACUCCGGAGAUGCCCCAUCAUCCACUUCCACCGUAACCUCGGACAAGCGCUCUAGUCCUCCCAUUGCGACUGCAUCACAAGGAUUGAGCUGUCAAGCUGGGAGUUUGAGUCUUCUUGGUGGCCUCAAUGUUGUGGCCAACACGACCCCGCUAUGGCAACCUCUGCCUGGUACACCCUGGCAGAUCGUUCUCAAUAGCCCUAUCGAUGCGUCUCGAUCUCUCACACCGGCUUUGUCUGUCUACGAUAUCGACAUGUAUGGCAACUCAGCUUUGACCAUACAGCAGAUGCAUCUCCAAGGGAUCAAGGUCAUUUGCUACUUCUCAGCCGGCAGCUGGGAGAUCUACAGACCAGACGCCGGCAUGUUCCCACCGCAGGAUAUCGGAAAUGACUUACACGGCUGGCCUGGUGAACGAUGGCUGAACACUGAGAGUAAAGCUGUGAGAGAUAUCAUGGCGAACAGGAUCAAGCUGGCAGCUGAAAAAGGCUGCGACGCUGUCGAUCCGGACAAUGUGGAUGGCUUUGGAACCGACACAGGAUUUCCGCUCACCUCAGGCACCGCCUUGAACUACCUUUCCUUCCUGUCUUUGACAGCUGCAUCCUACAACAUGGCCAUCGGUCUCAAGAACGCCGGUGAGAUUGCCGCUAAUGCCACCUGCAUGGUCGAGUUCGCUAUCAUCGAGUCAUGUAUCGCCAAUGGCGAAUGCGACAUCUACCAGAACUUCAUAGCGGCCGGUAAACCAGUGUUCCAGAUCGAGUAUCCAUUCGGUGCACCCACCAGAGUCAGCAAGCAAGAUCUAGCGAAGUCAUGUAAGAUCAAGGGUAACGAGGGAUACUCGGAAGUCAUCAAGGGUAAAGAGCUGGGUGGGUGGGUUGAAUACUGUGAUGGUACUAUCUUCAAUACCGCGACCUAUGGAUGAGUAGUAGCAGGUAGGGAAGGCACUUAAAGUUGGAAACGGAGCUCUAUGUAGUACUUGGAUGAGACAUGAAUUCAUCUGGAGUUCUUGUUCAGACGUUCCAUAUAUAUUUCGACUUUCUAUCUGAACUAGACGAUGUUUCUCAAAGGGUCAAGAAAGAUGCAGGC
Messenger RNA from Aureobasidium subglaciale EXF-2481, 1740 nucleotides. Its product is annotated as glycoside hydrolase family 114 protein. NCBI's taxonomy places the organism in Eukaryota, Fungi, Ascomycota, Dothideomycetes, Dothideales, Saccotheciaceae. Bases 482 to 1576 code for a protein of 364 amino acids. The record is from RefSeq and is a predicted model, not a curated record. The transcript has 3 exons.